Messenger RNA from Dunckerocampus dactyliophorus (ringed pipefish), 2852 nucleotides. RefSeq names its product ribonuclease H-like. Gene Ontology annotation, molecular function: nucleic acid binding; RNA-DNA hybrid ribonuclease activity. The transcript is spliced from 2 exons. Lineage: Eukaryota; Metazoa; Chordata; Actinopteri; Syngnathiformes; Syngnathidae. The record is from RefSeq and is a predicted model, not a curated record. The coding region runs from base 1907 to 2734 and encodes 275 amino acids.
GUCUGACUCUGUAUUAAGACCAACCUCUGUGUAGGCCUAUAGGGAAAGACGCUAGACCCGGAGCUCCAAUUGUAUUAGGUUUGUUUGUCAAGAAUAAAUAUUGACAUUUGAUUAUAUGGUAGUAAUCUAGUCUCCUUUCCUCCAAUUCGACACUCACGGGAAUUGUUGGCCUGAAGUCACAGGAGGCCACAAUCCCAACAAUUUGGCGCCCAACGGGGUUGGAGGGGGAGUUGGUGUGGUCGCUGUUUUCUACUACCUGGGUCGACUAUACGUCUGUCUUCCACUUGACGCGCGUCACAACAAAAAGGACCUGAGGGGGUGGCGUCUUCCGUCUACUUUGUAGAAGCGUUGGAACAGGCUUGGUUCCAUGGAGGUCCAGCGUCAGUACCUCACAUCUCUUUGGCCGUGGCACCUGGUCACGAACAGAGGGCCUUAGGUCCCAUGGUCAAACGGUUGUUAGCCGCAACUGACUGGACGCCGUCCCCUGAUCUCCCACAAGUGCACUUUUCUCCGUCUGAGUCAGCGUAUCGGAUAUUUGGCCAGUUCAAAGACCCCUCGUUGGUCCAACAUCAGCUGAUUGACCGACACAUGCACAAAGAGCUCACUGAUCAUGAUUUGUCGGCACUUAUGCUUGACAGCAUCCCUGAGGGGGUGUGGUCAACGGGUCCCUUUGACGUGGACUUCUGUUCAUCUGUCACUCUUAUUACACUUGAGGUGCAAGAGAAUCCCAUGGUGUUCUGACCUCAAUAUAGGUGGCCACCUGAGGCAGACGAGGGAAUGGCACAGACCUUGGUGGGUCUGUGGGAAGCAGGGGUGUUGGAACACUCGGACUCGGAGUGGUCCACACCCCUCCGCCCUGUUUUGAAAGCCGACGGCGAAAGCUACCGUAUGGUGCACGACUUACGUGCUGUUAACGAUGUCACUCUGACGCCGGUGCUUCCGGUACCUGACCCUCACAGGAUCCUCUCCUCCCUGUCUCCCUCAUUCCAGUGGUUCUCUGUGAUUGACCUGGCAAAUGCAUUUUUCUGUCUCCCGCUCCAUCCAGAUUCACGAAAGUAUUUUGCUUUUACAUAUCAUGGCCAGCAUUAUCAGUACACGCGCAUGCCACAGGGCUUUAGAAACAGCCCCGGUUUGUUCAACCACCACCUGCGUCAGGCCUUGUCCGGCCUACAGCUCCCGGAGGGGUGCCUGUUGGUCCAGUACGUGGAUGACGUUCUACUUGCCUGUGAUUCAGCUGACGUCUGCCUAUUGGCUACUCAAACCUGUUGACGGUGUUGCAUAAACUCGGGUUCAAGGUGUCGCGCGAGAAACUGCAGUGUUGUCGUUGUACUGUCACUUUCUUGGGCCGCGUUCUCUCUGCGUCCGGUUACGCCAUGUCCACAGCCCAUAGGACGGCAAUCUUGAGGCAUCCGAAGCCCUCCACAGUGGGGGGGAUGCUUUCGUUUCUAGGGCUGUGUGGCUACAGCAGACACUACAUUCCGUGUUACGCCGAGUCCACCGCUCCGUUACGUGCUCUCGUCCGUGCGAAGGGUUCGCGCCAUUCUAACGCGCUUCUGGAUUGGGACAUGGAAUCCUCGCAGGCUUUUAUGUCCCUGGUCCAAUCCUUAGCGACGGCCUCCGCCCUGGCUGUUCCAGAUCCUACCAGCCAGUUUCAUCUGGACGUGUCUGUAAACGGACACAGUCGCGAAUGGUGUCCUCUUCCAGCGUGCCAAUGGGCACCGUAGAGUCCUGAUGUACGCCAGUGUCCCUCUUGACCCCACUGAGUGUUGGCAACCGUUGUGUACACGCUACGCGGCGGGGGGUUGCUGCUCUGGUCCUCAAGACGGCUCACCUGGUUCGAGAUCAGCCUUUGGUCAUUUUCUCACCUCAUUCUGUUGUGUCUUUUGUCGCGUCUGCCUCUUUUACAAUGACAGCCCUCCGCCAGUCCCAUCUGUUGCGCACCCUGCAGGCCCCAAACAUUCAGUUCAUACAUUCUGGCGUUAAUAUGGCCGAUUCGAUCUCAGCUUCCGGCACUCCUCAUGAGUGCGCCCUGCAGGUUUCAUUUGAUUCCAAAGUGCGCCCAGACUUACAAACCAAACCGUUGAGUGACGGACUGGUACUUUUUACGGACGGCUGUUGUUUCCGGUCGCCCUCUGGUGACCUCCAUGCAGCUUCCGCAGUUGUCCAGUUUGACCCUGUGGCUAACACCUUCCACACUGUGUGUACUGACACUGCGUUUUCUACUCCUUCUGCUCAGGCUGCUGAACUGCGUGCUCUGGUGUUGGCUCUUUGUCAUGCGUCAGGAGCGGCGGCCACUGUCUUUUCUGACUCUGCUUAUGCUGUUAGCGCGGCAUGUUGUGAUCUUCCGGAGUGGCGCCGUUGUGGCUACAUGACGGCUCGUGGUCAACCGAUUGCACACCGUGAGAUUGUGGAACAGCUGGCGGAGGCCUUGCUUCUCCCCUCUCGCGUGGCAAUCGUUAAGACUGCUGGCCACUCCAAAGCUGAAACCCUCCAGGCACGUGGAAACGCGGCUGCUGACUUGGCCGCCAAGGCGGCAGCUGGUUACCUGUCCUCCUCUUCUGUGUCCAUCUUUCUGGCUUCUGUUGCAUCCGCCCCUCCUCUGGCCCCUCCUUUGUCUCUCGAGUUGCUGCGGGCUCAUCAGGCCUCGGCGUCUCCGGAGGAACGCUCCUUCUGGCUCUCUCAUGGUGCCCGGAGGACUUCUGAUGGUCUCAUUGUCGGUCGGUCAGUCUCGUAAGUGGUCUGACCCUCGCUGGACUGGUCCAUUCACGGUCAUCGCCAGGACUGACCGUGCGGUCCAGCUCGAGGGCAAGGGCAACAAGUGGUUUCACUACUGUAUGAUCCGUCCUGCUCCU